Molecule: messenger RNA, 1445 nt
Organism: Suillus clintonianus
Lineage: Eukaryota; Fungi; Basidiomycota; Agaricomycetes; Boletales; Suillaceae
Exons: 3
Coding region: 202-1389 (395 amino acids)
Source: RefSeq, a predicted model, not a curated record
ACGUGAUCACAUUGCAAAAGGUGGAGUUAACCAGGCACCAUAUUCAAAGGCUCGAACGCAGGAGGCCUCGUGUUUCCCUCGGGUUCGGAAACAGACCGAGAGUGGCACAUGCUAGGCUCCUGACUUUACCCUUGACAUCGACAAAGGAUCAUCGCAUCGGGUUCUACAGGCAACAACCAAAGGCCGCUGGUUGUCGCGGAAAUGCGGUAUCGACCAUCAGAUAGCGAUUCGUCCCAUGAGAUUGUAGCCGUUCAAGCCCCCGUGGCUCGCAGACACAGACACCCCCGAGCACCGACGACAGUCCAAAUCGUGAAUGAUGACUUUGAUGCCGUGACCCAGGACGUAGAAUUCGAGACUGCGUCGGAGAUGCGGUAUGAUGGUGUCACGCAGGUGCAUGUCCACAAGGAGGAGUUGGGAGAUGGGGCCGCACGAUAUAGUGGUGUGUAUGGGGUUUAUGGGGAGUGGGCGGAGAAACACGAGGUCGACUAUGGACGGGCUCCCGAUCUGCAACAAGAAGAAUACCUUUAUGCCGAGGAACUUGCGAGGCGUGUUCUUGAUGCGGGGCUGAACGAUCAAGAGAGCGUACGUUCAUCAGACAAGCGGCAACAGAAUGCCGUUACUAUCAAGCGCCGUGGGUCAGAGGCAAAAUCGAAAGACAUCGAACGCGGAGCGAAGGUCUCGAUGUGGAGAGAAGCUGUUGCUAGGAACGAGAAGGAUGAAUUCGGGAACGUGGUUGGAAAUAAUGGCGAUGAUACUGCCCAACAGAUCCAACAGUGGCGAAGCAAGUCGCCGCCAGUUCCCAGAGAUAUAGAGCACCUGAAAUCAGGACUCAGAAGAAGCCGCUCGAGUGUUUCUCAGACAUAUCGCUCGGAGAGACUAUACACACCUUCCGAUCUCAACGCAAACUGGCCCCCUGAUGGGAAGAAAGCAAAACGUGAUAAACGAGGUACUCCUCCAAGCCCAACACGUUCUGAACGGAUAUACACGAUGGCUGAGCUGAAAGCACUAUCCAAGCAUGCCAGAACCUCACCACUACAAGCGCAGCCAGUCACCUUUUCGCAAGAGCCAGCGCCGACGAGGAGUACAAAUAGCAACAGCAACUCACCUCCACGCAGCCUUCCUAGUAGAAGCUGGCCUUCUGCGCCCGUCAUGGGCGUUCGUUCAACCUCCACAUCAUCGGUUGAGAUGGUGCUUGCGUCCUGCGAACCGACAUUGCUUCAUAUAGCGCCUGUACUUGCUAGUCUCGGCAUUCGGCGCGAGGAGCACCUACGUGCAUUUGCUCGAUUGCGAGAAGAAACGAGAGACAGGGAGAUGAAGGAGGAGGUGUUGAAGAAAGGGGUGACUGUGCUUGAGUGGGCAAUAUUGAUGGACAAACUUCAGUCAUUUUGAUGUUACUAGCUUGGUCUUACAGUUACUUGCGACACCGUACUCGAUGGCGAUCCUUC